Knipowitschia caucasica is the source of this 3978-nucleotide messenger RNA. The record is from the annotation of a GenBank genome assembly. NCBI's taxonomy places the organism in Eukaryota, Metazoa, Chordata, Actinopteri, Gobiiformes, Gobiidae.
AUGAAGAGGCGGUUGGAGGAUCAGGACACGGUUUUUGCGCCGCAGCAGAGGCGUCUGGCUGGUACCGCGGAGGCCUUCCAGCACCGGCCCCUCGCCCCGGCCCCGCCCACUGCCCCGACCGGCCCCGUGUAUGAGGCCGAAAACAUGCAGCCCACAGGAGUGCAGUACUCCGUCCCACAAGGAUACCAGGUGCCCACAGUGGCUCAGAACAGCGGAGGACAUGGACACGCCCCCAGCCCUGCGGUGCACGGUGUGUCCCACCACCAGUCCCACGCUCCAGCUCUCAUCGCCGCGCACAGUCCCGCCGUGCAGUCCCACGCCCCCGCCCUCAUCCCCGCCCACAGCCAGUCCACUGCCCCAGCCCUCAUCGCGGCUCACAGUCCGGCGGUCCAGGCCCACGCCCCGGCCCUCAUCCCCACCCACAGCCAGACCCACGCCCAAGCUCUCAUCGCGGCCCACGGCCAGUCCAGCGCCCCGGCUCUCAUCAGCGCUCACAGCCCCGCGGUGCAGGCCCACGCCCCGGCCCUCAUCUCCGCCCACAGCCAUCCCGCUCCCCCCCUGCCCUCUGUGCAGGGGCCACAGUUUCAGCGGCUCAAGGUGGAAGAUGCUCUGUCGUAUUUGGACCAAGUCAAGCUGCAGUUUGGAAACCAUCCUCAGGUCUACAACGACUUUCUGGACAUAAUGAAAGAGUUCAAGUCUCAAAGUAUUGACACUCCGGGGGUCAUCAGCCGCGUGUCGCAGCUCUUCAAGGGCCACCCCGACCUCAUCAUGGGCUUCAACACCUUCCUGCCGCCCGGAUACAAGAUCGAAGUCCAGACCAACGACCUGGUUAACGUGACCACGCCGGGGCAGAUCCACCACAUCACGCCCCACGGCAUCUCCGUGUCCAACAUCCCCAUGACUGGAGCCCCCAGCCUGCCCCCGGUCCCUCACCCCCCCACCUCGACCGCCGCGGCUGCAGCCAUCCUGUGCCAGACCACUCCUGCCAAGAUCAGCAAGGUGACCCAUGUGCCGCAGGCGCUGACCCCCAGCAGUCAGAGUACUCCGUCCAUCCCCACCUACACCUCUCCACGCUCUCCCCCCAUCCAGCUGCACCCUCCUGGGAGCGGGACCCCCAGCGGAGCCCCCCUCCAGAACAACCAGCCGGUGGAGUUCAACCACGCCAUCAACUACGUCAACAAGAUCAAGAACCGCUUCCAGGGACAGCCCGACAUCUACAAGGCCUUCCUGGAGAUCCUGCACACGUACCAGAAGGAGCAGCGAAACGCCAAAGAGGCCGGAGGGAACUACACUCCAGCGCUGACGGAGCAGGAGGUCUACGCUCAGGUGGCCAGACUCUUCAAGAACCAGGAAGACCUGCUGUCGGAGUUCGGGCAGUUCCUCCCAGACGCCAACAGCUCCGUGCUGCUGUGUAAGACGACGGCUGAAAAGGCGGAUUCGGUUCGUAACGACCACGGCGGCACGGCCAGGAAGCUGCAGCUCAACAACAAGAGACUCAGUCAAAAUGGCUGCCAGAUCCGCCGCCACCCGUCCGCGGGCGCCACUCCACCGAUCAAGAAGAAGCCGAAGUUACUGUCUUUAAAAGAAACGUCAGCGGGAGACGUGGGAAAACAUGGGGUUGGCACCGAGUCGCUGUUUUUUGACAAGGUGCGGAAAGCCUUGCGGAGCGCCGAGGCCUACGACAAUUUCCUGCGCUGUUUGGUCAUUUUUAAUCAGGAGGUGAUUUCCAGAGCGGAACUGGUGCAGCUGGUGCUACCGUUUCUAGGUAAAUUCCCGGAGCUGUUUAACUGGUUCAAGAACUUCCUGGGCUACCGCGAGAUGUCCCACAUGGAGACGUACCCCAAAGAGCGCGCCACGGAGGGCAUCGCCAUGGAGAUCGACUACGCUUCCUGCAAACGGCUCGGCUCCAGCUACAGAGCGCUGCCCAAGAGCUACCAGCAGCCCAAGUGCACGGGCCGCACGCCGCUGUGCCGAGAGGUCCUGAACGACACAUGGGUUUCUUUCCCGUCUUGGUCCGAAGACUCGACUUUUGUCACGUCCAAGAAAACCCAGUACGAGGAGCACAUUUACAGAUGUGAAGACGAGCGCUUUGAGCUGGACGUGGUUCUGGAGACAAACCUGGCCACGAUCCGCGUGUUGGAGACGGUGCAGAGGAAGCUGUCGCGGAUGUCUGCGGAGGACCAGGCCAAGUUCAGGCUGGACAACAGUCUGGGCGGGUCCUCAGAGGUGGUCCACAGGAAGGCCAUCCAGAGGAUAUACGGAGACAAGGCCCCGGACAUCAUCGACGGACUGAAGAAGAGCCCAGCGGCCUCUGUGCCCAUCGUGUUGAAGAGGUUGAAAACGAAAGAGGACGAGUGGCGAGAGGCGCAGAGAGGAUUCAAUAAGAUCUGGAGGGACCAGAACGAGAAGUAUUACCUCAAGUCUCUGGAUCAUCAAGGAAUCAACUUCAAACAGAACGACACCAAAGUGCUGCGCUCCAAGUCUCUGCUCAAUGAGAUCGAGAGCAUCUACGACGAGCGACAGGAGCAGGCCUCUGAGGAGAACUCGUCUCCGCCCUCGGGACCCCACAUGACCCUCUCCUACGAAGACCCGCAGAUCCUGGAGGACGCAGCCUCUCUGAUCCUGCACCACGUCCGGCGGCAGACCAGCAUCAACAAAGAGGACAAGUACAAGAUCAAACAGGUCAUCUACCACUUCAUCCCCGACCUGCUGUUUGCGCAGCGGGGGGAGCUGUCCGACGCCGAAGAGGAGGAAGAGGAGGAGGACAUCGAGCUGGAAGAGGGUGCCAAAAAGCACAACGGCGUCGCGGGAAGUCCGUCCAAGUCCAAGCUGCUCUUCCACAACACGGCGGCGCAGAAGCUGAAGACCUGCGAGGACGGCUACAACCUCUUCUACGUCAACAACAACUGGUACAUCUUCCUGCGGCUGCACCAGACGCUGUGCUCGCGGCUGCUGAAGCUGUACGCCCAGGCCGAGCGCCAGAUCGAGGCCGAGCUGCGGGAGCGCGACUGGGAACGCGACAUGCUCGGCCUGAAGAGGGAGAAGAGCGACAACCCGGCGGUCCAGCUGCGACUCAAGGAACCCAUGGACAUUGAAGUGGAGGAUUAUUACUCUGCUUUCCUGGAGAUGGUGCGGAACCUUCUGGAUGGAAACAUGGACGCGUCUCAAUAUGAGGACAACCUCCGGGAGAUGUUCACCAUCCACGCCUUCACAGCCUUCACCAUGGACAAGCUCAUCCAGAGCCUGGUCCGGCAGCUGCAGCACAUCGUGAGCGACGAGAUCUGCGUCCAGGUCACAGACUUGUAUCUGUCAGAGAGUCUGAACACCGCCACCGGGGGCGCCAUAUCCACGCAAGCGUCACGCGGCGCCGCAGAGUCCCUGUACCAGCGCAGAGCCGAGCAGAUCAUGUCCGACGAGAACUGCUUCAAGGUGAUGUUCUUGAGGAAUCGAGGCCAAGUGCAGCUGACGGUGGAGCUCCUGGACACUGAGGAGGAGACGUCAGACGAACCCAUGGAGGCCGAGCGUUGGUCUGAUUACGUGGGUCGGUAUCUGAACCCGGACUCCACGACUCCGGAGCUGAGGGAGCACCUCGCACAGAAGCCAGUGUUCUUGCCCAGAAACCUGCGGCGGAUCAGGAAGUACCAGAAAGGGCGGGAGCAGCUGGACCAGGAGGCGUCUGAAGGAGGGAAGAAGGACAAGGAGAAGAUGGAGUGCAUGUUCAAACUCAACUCCUACAAAAUGUCCCACGAGCGGGUGAGCACGCGGCUGCACAACCGUUUCCAGGCGCGGGUGGACGCGUGGGCGAAGGAUCACGUGACCCGCGACAUGAGCUCCGACACCAACAAGUGGCUGAUGGGAGAACGGCGAGAGGGCCUCCUGCCGUGCUCCACCAGCCGCCACCCCGAGGUCCUCCACCACCGCCACAUCCACCGGUACCGGGUCAGCUACCCUCACUCGCCCGCCAAGACCUCCUCCUGA